GUAACGGUAAACUGAUUGUAGGUUAUGUUUCGUGAAUAAACGUCAACAAUCCUACAAAAAACGCUAAAAACGCUAUAGGAUGUUUAAUUUUUGGUCCAAACCCGAUCCUAAAGAGGAACAGAGGCAAGUUGAUAGAAAUUUGAGAAAAGUUGGUAGAGAUAUCGAACGUGAUAGACGCGAGUUGGAAAGGGAGGAGAAGAAGUUGGAGUUGGAAAUUAAAAAGGCUGCUAAAGAGGGUAACACUGAAGGAUGUCGCCUAUUAGCCAAACAAUUAAUACAACUACGCAAGCAGAAAAACCGUACUUUCCAGGCCGGCAGCAAGGUUCAGGGCAUUGCAUUUCAAAACAAAGCCAUGGGGGCUAACGUGAAGCUAGCCGACGCUAUGGGGGUGGCAGGGAAAACCAUGUCGGACAUGAAUAAGCUUAUGAAACCUGAGCAGCUAGCUGCAACUGUGAAUGCUUUUACCAAGGAGAAUAUGAAGAUGGAGAUGACAGACGAGAUGAUCAACGAUACCUUGGAUGAUAUGUUGACUGAAUCUGGGGAUGAGGAGGAAAGCGACAACAUUGUCAGUCAAGUCUUGGACGAGAUUGGCAUUGAAAUCAGCGGAAAGAUGUCUGGUGUUCGUGUCCCAACCAAUAAAAUUGGAGAAUCCUCAAAGUCAAAUCAAUUAACUGAUGAUGAAAUUGAAGCCCAAUUGGCAAAAUUAAAAGCCUGAUUAUUAAAAACACUAUUAUUAUACUCCACAGCUUUAUACAACAACAUUGUUAUAUUUUUAUAGGUUAGAAAG
Brassicogethes aeneus is the source of this 787-nucleotide messenger RNA. NCBI's taxonomy places the organism in Eukaryota, Metazoa, Arthropoda, Insecta, Coleoptera, Nitidulidae. The record is from the annotation of a GenBank genome assembly.